This is a messenger RNA of Patiria miniata (bat star), 1839 nucleotides long. Its product is annotated as guanine nucleotide-binding protein subunit alpha-13-like. Lineage: Eukaryota; Metazoa; Echinodermata; Asteroidea; Valvatida; Asterinidae. The coding region runs from base 279 to 1397 and encodes 372 amino acids. Gene Ontology annotation, cellular component: brush border membrane; heterotrimeric G-protein complex. The record is from RefSeq and is a predicted model, not a curated record. Gene Ontology annotation, biological process: adenylate cyclase-modulating G protein-coupled receptor signaling pathway; Rho protein signal transduction. Gene Ontology annotation, molecular function: D5 dopamine receptor binding; guanyl nucleotide binding; G-protein beta/gamma-subunit complex binding. The transcript is spliced from 3 exons.
GUGGCUGAGCUAUGUUGCACCUGUUUUGUUCUCUUGGUAUUGAGUUGGUUAUGGGGAUCCCAUAAAGCGGCUGAGCACUCCACAAUCGGUCUAACGAAGGUCUUAUAGCUUUGAUGUUACGGCUGCAGUGGCUGAGGCUCCGGCUCAAAAAUGCUCAGGACAAGUUGGCCGUCUUUGUCACCACGUCAACAUGAGAGUUUAGAUCAAACAACAGAUCAGAGAGGAGAGAAUAAAAAAACAAUACCGUUGAUUUAGAAUAAGGUAUCAUCACCGACGGUAUGGCGGCUAACAUCUUUUCGUGCUGCGUACCCAUCCGCCAGUAUCGACAGAGAGAGCAGGCCAGAAGGGCUGCCACAGCUCGCAGCGAAGCAAUCGACAAGGAGCUUGCCGGGACCCGGACAGACCUCAAAGUCCUACUCCUGGGCUCCCCAGGGUCGGGCAAGAGCACCUUCAUCAAACAGCUGAGAAGUACAUGUAUCGACGGAGACGAAUUCACAAAUGAGGAGGUCGAACGUUACCGUGACAUUAUUUACUCCAACGUUAUUGAAGGCUUGAAAUCGCUUUUGGAUGCUCGGAGCAAGCUUCAGAUUCCGUGGGACGACGCAGCCAAUGAGGAACAUGCUGCCCGGGUCAUCGACUGUGACACAUCGCAGCUGAAUCCAAGGACAUUUGCAACACACGUGUCCAGUUGCAAGGCACUGUGGGCAGAUAACGGCAUUCAGGAAGCAUACAAGAGGCGGGAUGAAUUCCAGUUGGAAAGCUGUGUCGGGUACUUUCUUGAUGAGCUGGAUCGGAUUGGAAAUGAGGAUUAUCAUCCCUACAUCCAGGACAUCCUCUACGCGCAACAAAGUACGCCAGGUGUAGCGGAGUACGUCAGCGAAAGCCGCGACCUAGUCCGGCGGUUCAUCGACUUGGGUGCCCUGCUGCGGUACAAGAAAGUCUUCACUCACUUUGAAGACGUCAGAGCAGUCUUGUAUUUCGUGUCAGUUGAUGAGUUUGAUCAAGUCCUGACUGCGGGGACCAAUGACGAGGGUACCGGCAGCACCAACUGGCUGAUGAAGGAGUGCGACGCCCUGAGCUUGAUCCUCAAAUGCCGGUGGUUCACCGGGUCCCAAGUCUUUCUCAUUCUCAACAAAGCCGACCUGUUGGAACAGAAGAUCAAACACGUUAAUCUCAAAGACUUCUUUCCACAGUUCGAUCGUGACCCGAGAAAUAUAGAUCAGGUGAAGGAAUUCAUUUUUGACUUAUUUGAGAAGCGGUGCGACAGUCGAUGGGGGGAUGCAUUCUGUACGUACUUCAUCACCGCAGUGGACCAAAUAAACAUGGCUUCUGUUUGGUCAGCCAUGUCGGAUGCUAUUCGGCCGCUGCCCAAGGGUAGCCCCUUCGUUCUCUAUUGACUCCCUCCAUGAACAGUAGAUGCCGCCUUGUCACCUCACAUGAGAGCUCCAUAGAGAGGGACACACUGUGUGCGUGCAUACAGUCGUGUUUUACAUAACUCCCGAGGAUAAGCCGUUGUCUUUUCCUUUGUCCCUGUAAUAUAACACUCUCCCAUAGAUUAAACACGUAAACGCAUGAUCGAGGACCAUUUUCGACAGCAGAUGAACGAUGGAGGUCAACAAAGAAUCUGUUGUUCUCCCUUUGUGGGUCCUUGGGGUGUAUGUAGUGUAUGCCCACUAAUUCGUGCAUGGACGGCGUGAAGUAAGCUUGCCUAACUUUAUUCUGAAUGGGCACAAAUCUGUAACAUCUUCUCAUGAGCAUCAGGAGCAUCAGGCAAUGCAUUCAAGAAUCCCUCCCAGUGGUCCCUCAGGAGUGUCAUGGCCUAGCGGUUAAGAGCACCGG